GGUAGUUUUUGUUAGAAUAAUAUGAUGUUUCGAGAGUGUCCUGACACGGAAGAUCAGCUGGCAAGCUGAAGAAAUGUUGUAAGUCUUGGACAAUCGAAGCGUAGAUGACCAUGAAUCGAUAUAUAACGUUGAAUCAAUUGGGCGACGGAACGUUCGGUUCCGUUGUUCUCGGGGAACGUAUCGAUACCGGCGAAAAGGUUGCUAUAAAAAGGAUGAAGAGGAAGUAUUACUCCUGGGAGGAAGCGAUGAAUCUGCGUGAAGUCAAAUCCUUGAAGAAACUCAGUCACGCGAACGUGGUCAAACUAAAGGAAGUAAUUCGCGAGAAUGACGUGCUGUAUUUUGUCUUCGAGUACAUGAAGGAGAACCUUUACCAAUUAAUGAAGGAUAGGGACAAACUAUUCCCUGAAUCGGUGAUCAAGAAUAUAGUGUACCAGGUGCUGCAGGGGCUGGCGUUCAUGCAUAAACAUGGAUUCUUCCACCGCGACAUGAAACCAGAAAAUUUAUUGUGCAUGGGACCGGAACUGGUCAAGAUCGCCGAUUUCGGCCUAGCCAGAGAAAUACGGUCAAGGCCGCCCUACACGGAUUACGUGUCCACCAGAUGGUACAGAGCACCGGAAGUGCUCCUGCAUUCGACCACCUACAAUAGCCCGAUUGACAUUUGGGCGGUGGGUUGCAUCAUGGCGGAACUGUACACGUUUCGACCACUUUUCCCUGGUAAAAGCGAGAUCGAUGAGAUCUUUAAAAUAUGUUCUGUAAUUGGUACUCCAGAGAAGGACGAUUGGCCAGACGGAUAUCAACUAGCCGCAGCUAUGAAUUUUAAAUUUCCAAAUUUUUCUCGUACAUCGUUGAGCAUUUUGAUACCUAAUGCCAGCCAAGAAGCAAUAAUUCUUAUGGAAGACAUGUUACAGUGGAAUCCUAUAAAGAGACCAACGGCACAGCAAUCCUUAAGGUACCCUUAUUUUCAAAUGAAUCCUGCGCGUGUAAUACAUAGUAAAAAAAUCGGCGUCACGUCUCACAGGGAUCUUGUUCUGAACAAAGUGAAUCUUCCGCCUCCUGUUCCUAAGUCGUACAAUUACUCCCAGCAAGAUAUCCUGGAACACACCUUAGAAACCAGGUAAGAUUAUAACACUUACAUGCGCGAUAGCAAUCAUCAAAAACUAGACGAGGAUGAUUUUGCCGAGCUGUUGGGAAGCAAGAUAGUUCCCGAGAACGCAAAGCUAGCUCCAGAACGAGUGUACAAAGAGAACCGUGCCAAUUGGAACGCGAAUUAUUUGUCAGAGAAUCCAAGGCAAAGCAACGGGAACUGGGUAUUACCAGCGUGGAAUGAGCCAGCUACUAUUAAUUGGAGCCAGCCUCAGCAGAACCAGAAGAAUGGUCGUAAGGUUUCAGCGAAACAACACUACUUCAGCGUGGCACGUUACGUAGCUGGCCAGAGUGCAAGCUUAUCGUCCAGAAACGGUGACCCAGACCCAAACAGACCCAGAUUAAUGCGAAACCUGGUUGCUCAACCGAUGGAGAAGUACGAGGAAUUCACAGACUCCUUCUGGGUGCCUAGGAAUUCGAUCGAGACACAGACGAAGCAGUAUUACCUUCCACGUAAUCGUUACAUCGCUGAUCAAACACUAAGGUUGCCUUAUCCGAGCGUUUACGGUAUGCAGAGUAUCAAAACGGCGAACAAAGGAGCGCUCCAAGCAAAUACAUAUGGAACUGUGGUGAACGCGAAGGGCAGCGGAAGUCUUCAUGGUAGAACCGACUGGGCCGCCAAAUAUCUCAAAUGACUGCUCGAGAGUUAUACAUACACUUAAAUUAGAAUA
This is a messenger RNA of Habropoda laboriosa, 1814 nucleotides long. Its product is annotated as serine/threonine-protein kinase ICK. Gene Ontology annotation, cellular component: nucleus; cilium; cytoplasm. The record is from RefSeq and is a predicted model, not a curated record. Gene Ontology annotation, biological process: intracellular signal transduction; intraciliary transport; protein phosphorylation. Gene Ontology annotation, molecular function: protein serine/threonine kinase activity; ATP binding. The transcript is spliced from 10 exons. Lineage: Eukaryota; Metazoa; Arthropoda; Insecta; Hymenoptera; Apidae.